This is a messenger RNA of Corvus hawaiiensis (hawaiian crow), 9289 nucleotides long. RefSeq names its product one cut homeobox 1 (gene ONECUT1). Gene Ontology annotation, biological process: regulation of transcription by RNA polymerase II. The transcript is spliced from 2 exons. The record is from RefSeq and is a predicted model, not a curated record. Bases 136 to 1509 code for a protein of 457 amino acids. Gene Ontology annotation, cellular component: nucleus. Gene Ontology annotation, molecular function: DNA-binding transcription factor activity, RNA polymerase II-specific; RNA polymerase II cis-regulatory region sequence-specific DNA binding. Lineage: Eukaryota; Metazoa; Chordata; Aves; Passeriformes; Corvidae.
ACCGCCACCACCAGCCCGCAGAGCUCGCCCGCCGCCGCCGCCGGCCCGCGGGAGCAACCGGCCGCCGCCAAGAGCUCCGGGACGCCCCGCCGCCCACCAGAUAGAUGUGCGGUCCCGCCGCCCGCACGGCCGACGAUGAACGCGCAGCUGGCGAUGGAGAACAUCGGCGAUCUGCACGGGGUGAGCCAUGAGCCGGUGCCCGCCGCCGCCGACCUGAUGAGCGGCAGCCCCCACCACCGGAGCGCGGUGGCCCACCGCGGCAGCCACCUGCCGGCCCACCCGCGCUCCAUGGGCAUGGCGUCCAUCCUCGACGGCGGCGACUACCACCACCACCACCGGCCGCCCGAGCACGCGUUGACGGGCCCCCUGCACCCCACCAUGACCAUGGCCUGCGAGACACCCCCCGGCAUGAGCAUGAGCAGCACCUACACCACGUUAACCCCUCUGCAGCCUCUACCUCCCAUCUCGACGGUCUCGGACAAGUUCCCUCACCACCACCACCACCAUCACCACCACCACCAUCCCCACCAGCGGAUACCGGGCAAUGUGAGCGGCAGCUUCACGCUCAUGCGGGACGAGAGGGGUCUGGCGUCUAUGAACAAUCUCUACACCCCGUACCACAAGGAUGUUACCGGCAUGGGGCAGAGCCUCUCUCCGUUGUCUGGAUCGGGCCUGGGGAGCAUCCACAACUCCCAGCAAGGGCUGCCCCACUAUGCUCACCCCAGUGCCACCAUGCCCACCGAGAAAAUGCUCACCCCAAACGGAUUUGAAGCCCACCACCCUGCCAUGUUAGCCAGGCAUGGCGACCAACAUCUCACCCCCACCUCCGCUGGCAUGGUGCCUAUCAACGGGAUCCCACACCACCCCCAUGCCCACUUGAAUGCCCAGAGCCACGGGCAGAUCCUGGGCUCUGCCAGGGAGCAAAACCCUUCUGUAACUGGUUCGCAGGUCAACAGUGGAAGUAAUUCAGGGCAAAUGGAAGAAAUCAAUACCAAAGAAGUAGCUCAGAGGAUCACCACCGAGCUCAAGCGGUACAGCAUCCCUCAGGCUAUCUUCGCCCAGAGGGUGCUAUGCCGCUCUCAAGGGACGCUCUCAGACCUGCUGAGGAACCCCAAGCCCUGGAGCAAGCUCAAAUCCGGCCGGGAGACCUUCCGCAGAAUGUGGAAGUGGCUCCAGGAGCCGGAGUUUCAGCGGAUGUCUGCUCUGCGGCUUGCAGCAUGCAAGAGGAAAGAACAAGAACACGGGAAGGAUAGAGGGAAUACACCCAAAAAGCCUCGGUUGGUCUUCACUGAUGUCCAGCGUCGAACUCUACAUGCAAUAUUCAAGGAAAAUAAGCGUCCGUCCAAAGAAUUACAAAUCACCAUUUCCCAGCAGCUCGGGUUGGAGCUGAGCACCGUCAGCAACUUUUUCAUGAAUGCACGGAGGAGGAGUCUGGAUAAGUGGCAAGACGAGGGCAGCUCCAAUUCAGGCAACUCAUCUUCUUCAUCAAGCACUUGUACCAAAGCAUGAAGGAAUAACCACGAACUAAAACCUCGGUGGAAAAGCUUUAAAAAUAAAUAAAUAAUUAAAUAAAGACAGACCAGGACCUCAAAAUAGCAGGUUUAUACUUAGAACUAUUUGAAAAAAAUAUUUAUAAGUCCAAAGAAACCAAAGACUUAUUUCACCUGCAUUAUGACUUUGUUCUAAGACACACACUUUAGUAGGAUGACGACUUGCAAAAAACAGAGAGGAAGAAGAAAGCGAGGUGGAGGGAAUGAAACGGAAAGCAAAGAGAAGAGGAGCAGACCACUGGUCUUACACCUUUGCCCAUCAUCAUCUUCACCGUACUUGGCUGUUUAGUGGUUUGGAGCAUAGUGAUUUCCUGUCAUUGAACAGACACCCCUUUGGAUACAGCUCUUCAUGUCCACAGCAAUUGCCAUGAAGGUGUUCCGUGUAUCUGUACUGCGUACACGCCAGUGGGUAGGGACUUAGUCAGGGCUGGUCUCCAGAGAGGGCUGUGCCAUGGCACAGCUGACAAAGCGUGGAGUCGUCUGAAUUCCUUGGAACGGUAGUGUGAUUUUUGCUGUUUCACAGUUUGAGCUUAACUGGUGCAAUGCCCGGAAACAAGUUCAAACUAGGCAAAGAAAUUUUGAAUGGUACCUAAACCAGUGCAUUCUCUUUGUUUGUUAAGGAAUGUUCAGAUUUAAAAAAAGGAAAACUAUUCCAUCCAUAAAAAAAUCGACUAGCUACCAAAGAACACAUUUAAUAAUUAUAUUGCAGGUAUUUUAUUGCAAUGAUUUUAAUAUUCCAAAGCUAUUUUUACACAAAUACUAUGUAGAGUUAUAGGUAUAAACUAAUCUAACUGUAUAACACAUAAAACUUGUAAUCAAGACUGUUAUUUGCAAUUAGUAAAACCACAUUAUCGUUUCUUUCCAUGAUUGGCAAGAAAGAAUGUCACCCGAGGAGAUCACAGCCCCUGGCAGAGCACGGGAACCGAGAAUGGGAUGCUGCUUCCAUUGAACUCAGUGAGCCCUUUCCUCACUGGCUUCAACGGGAGCACACGAAGGAGCCACGUGUUAGGAUGUGUGACAUGUGUGACAUGUGUGACAUGUGUGACAUGUGUGACAUGUGUGGCACUGUCCCCAGGCGCUGUCCCCGGCCGGAGCCCGGAGCAGCCUGGGCGCAGAGUGGCUCAGCUCUGCCAUCUAGCCUGCGAACAGGAGACCUGAGGCACUCAGGGUGCAAAAAUGAAGCGAACUGAGGGAUGCAAAACCACAGGGCUCAGCGUCUGAUCAAUACUCAUUGACAUUAGUGAGCUUUUUUUUACCUAUCGACUUUUCCAGGCAAAGGAAUAGUAAUAGCUUUGAAGGCUCGUGGUCUUUUCCUAUUGAAAGCAGUGGUACAACAUCAGUUAACGUUGGUGGGAGGAGCUCCAAGAGGAGCUCCAGCAGUGCUUUUGGAAGGAGGAAUUGUGAACCCUCUGAAGUCAAGAGCAAAAUUCCCCUGACACCGAGUUACAGCCUGAUGUUUUGUGGCUUUGUAUCUAUGUGUAGCAGGCUGAGCUUUUGUCCCACGCAUUCUUUCUUGCUCAUCUAUUAGUCAGGAUAAUGCAUGAAAUAGUUUAAAGUUUGUAGCUGAAAAGCUUUAAAUGCUCUGUUGCUAACAGACCCAUAGGAGAGAAAUCAUCCCGUUCCUACUCUGAUAAAAUUAAAGAGAAAAGUGUGCAACAUCUGCAUAUUAAAUUUUAGUGUAAGGGGAAAAUAGACUUUAAAAACCAUACAUGUGCCUGUUAGAUUUCUAACUGGUAUUUCAAAUUACUGUAGUAAUCAUGCUAGGUAUAUUAAAUUCCAAAAUAACCAAAUAUGCAGGUAUAGGCCCAAUGUGAGGACUAGAAAUAGGUAAUCUUACUUACAACCUUUUUGGUUUUAAGAGGGAAAAAAAAGAAAAGAAAAAGGAAAAUUCAAGGUAAACUAGAAUCCAAACACUAUAAACAGUAGCAGAUACUGGUUUGGGGGAUGAAGCCCACUCAAAAUACCAGUGACAUCAAAGUAGAGCAACUUUUGUAGCACCAGUUAUUUCCCAAGAGGACAGGGUCUAGUCAAGGUUCAGGGUAUACAGUUUAUUUCCACUCAGUGUUUAGAAUACAGAUGACAUAUCUCUUUAUUAAAAUAAAGUGAAAUAAACCCAAUAUUUUUGGCACUGAAUAUUUCUCCGUAUUUCAGUAUGUUAAGCCCACUUUAAGGCUGACAAAGCAAUUGUCUAUGAAAAUGGAAUCUAAUCUGGAAGUUUUUUGAGUCUCUAACUUACCUUAAAUUUUAGCAAGCUUUCUUUUGAAGUGUUCCAUCCCCACAGAGACAUAAUUGACAUGGGAACAUUAAUAAGAUCACAUAUAAAGUACCUUAUGAACGCCGUCUCAUUAGUGUAAGGUUAAUAAAGGACAGUGAUAACUAACGGUUUAGUUUUUUCCAGCAAAACACUACUUUGUAACAUACCUAUAGUUUAGAGAAUAAAGCCUUAUUUAUUUAAAACUUGAGAAUUUAAAAAUGCAGGGAAAUUCAAAGUACAUUGCCACAUUUUUAGUAUUUCCAUUGUAUUGUCUUUAUAGACUACUUGCUGAAACCAAAGAGAACUUUCAUACCAGCAUUAAAUUUGCACCCAAUAUGCAAUUUCAGGAUCUGUGAUACUCACACAUGCAAGCCCCUAAAUAGGACAGUGUAUAUGUACAUGCACACACAUGUCCACACACACUCAAACUGAUGCACAAGUUAUAGAUUUUAAGUGUUUUGGGUUUUUUACAUGUCUGUUUAAGUAUAUAUAAACCUUUUGGUUUUCUCUAAGCCAUUAGGAACAAACCACUCUUCCCAUAAGCAAUACACGCCUCAUACUCUGAACAGGCAGACAACACAAUUUUCUUUAAUUGCUUACAAAACAUGAAGCAAAUAACUCUGGAACUGCUCAGUCUACCUGGAAAGCUGUGGUACCUCUGAGCAGACUGCCCGGCCACACCGACUGAAGCAUGGACAGGUUACCUGGUGCUCCCUUGCUCUGACUGGUGCCAUUGCUCAACAGGGCACCCUCGAAGGGGAGUUUCUUCUAAUGCUGCAUUUAACAUUACCCAGGAAACCUGUCUCCGUCUGUUAGUGUUAGUCUUUCAGUUAAUUUCAUUCCUGACAAAAUGGAAAUUAGUUUCAAAUUCAACAAGAGGAUCUAAAACUCUGCCAGGAAGGAUUAGGAGAGGGAGAAGAACCUGAGACAGUUUGGGAGCAUCAGGAGAUGGGGCUUCAGUCAAAGAUGACUCCAUGGGCAAGAGGGCAUUAGGAACAUGCAUUCAGCUAACAGGCUGCAUCCAAACCUGACCGCAGUGACCCACAGGGGGAGGCUGGCCAAGAGGUGAACUGUCCGCAUCCAUCCCCAUUGUAAAUGGCAUCAUUAGAUUUCUAGGAAAAAAAGAACAAAACAAACAACAAAAAAAAAAAAAAAUAAAAAAAAAUCCCCCUUCAGACCACCCCACAGCGCUCCGUUAGCCCUGCGUGGCUUUCCAGGGCCGCAGCCUCCUCUCCUUACUCAGGUAAAGCAAACCCCACCAGAGCGAGCCAGCCAGCAACGGGGCUUUCGCUUGAGAAGUUGCUCCUGGCACCCCACGCCAGGAACAAAUUCCCAAGCAGCCGAGUGGCCGGGGUGGCCUGGCGUGAGAGCAGCCCCAGGGCUGCCCAUGGGCACCGCUCUUCUCCUGGGGUUUCAGGAUAAGGCCGUGGUGGUGGUGGGCACUGGCCCGGGGGCUGCUGCUGCCCGGACGGCUCGGAAACACUACUGAGCUUAUACCAAAGAGUCUUAGGACACCUCUCCUCACCUGAGUUGUAAACAAGACAUUUUUACCCCAAAAAAACGUUCCUUCUUUCUACUACUCUUCCUCCUAUCCUCCUUCUCUUCCUCCUCCUUUGUACAUAGGGAUGAAAACUAUGCAUUUAGCAAACAAAGAGAAAGCACUUACCCUUUUCUAUCUCACUGCGUUUGGGUGCAUUCAAAGGCCCAGGGGCUAAUUUUGAGACUUUGCUUAGCCUCCUGGUUUAUUACUGUGGUGUGGUUAGCUUUACAAUACAUUUGGUAACUAUUUGCUAAAGACAAAGAAGCAAAAGGUAAGGAAUAGCUACUUCCACGUGUUAAAAAAAAAAAAAAGAAAAAAAAAGAAAAAAAAAGUGUGUAAAGAUCUACUAUUUAUAGUGUGAACCAAAGACGCUACCUCACUCGAUUUCCAUUGGUGAUUUUAAUCACAUUGAUGAUACCAAAGAAUACCAAAGAUUUUUCAUGCACGGCCUUGGUCUGGAAAGGGAACUCAUCCUCCUUCUUACUCCCAUCCCCCCGACCCCCUUCCUCACCUUCACUCAGUGUGUAACCUUGUCUUCAUUCUUAGUGAUAAUGCUGAUAACCUUACGAUAACUUCUCUUGCUACAACUGCUACUACUGAUGAUAAGGAUAAUAAUAAUAAUAAUAAUAAAUAAUAAAGCUCUAGGCAAACAUGUUGCAAACUUUGUAAACUCAUAGGACGAGUGCCUUGCUUGAACCAAAGUGUUAAACCGCUGUUGACCUCUUUAUCUCUCACCUUAUACUCUUUGAAUACCUCAGCCUGUUAGAAAGGCCACUAAUGAAAAAAAGGAAUAAUUCUUCACCGUGGUGCUUUUUGCCGUGCAACCAUGCAAUGAAACUUUCUUUGAUACCAAAGGAAAAUGUUUUUUUUCCACUUUCUUGCUGACAAACCAAAGGUUCCCUCUUCUUUCCCUCAAAGCAACUUGAGUCCCUCAGCCCAGACAGGCCGUGCAUCGCUUUUACCAAUUCCUCCAAAUACCUCAUAGUAAUAAAUCUUUAGGGUUAUGUUGUAUAGAGAGUCUAUGUGAUAAGGCAGAACUUACUAGUUUGAUAAUUGUUAAGGUUACUUAAAAAAAGCUUUAUAAUUCUUAUUUAUUUUGUAGGGGUUGUUUUGUUUGUAUAUUCCUUUUAUAUUGUUUGGUUUGGGUUUGGGUUUCUUCUUUUUUCCUCUUUUUUUUGGCAGAACUUCUCUGUUAUACUCAAGGAAGAUCAUAUUCCUGGGAAUGUUUCGAAGUGGGUAAAGAUCGCUGUUUGCAAUGAGUGCAAGAAAGGGAAACAUGGCUUCAAUUACUUUUCUUCCAGCUAGGAUGCUUUGUGUUUGCUAGUCGAUGUUCUUUUCACAGGGUAAAAAAAAAUAUUCUCUGCUGUGAUAAAUGGUUCCUAUUUUUUCUCUAUAAUGUGCUGUGACUUUUAAUUUAAUUCCAUUUUGUAUACGCUUAUUUAAUCACUGCUUUAAUUUAUGACUAUGUAGUUUUGAAAAAAAAUUGUAUAUAGUAGAUUCAAAAAUGGCCAAAGCUUUAUGUUACAAUCUUUUCAUUCUUGAUGCUGAGAUGAACUGAAGGAGAGUGCUUCUCUUGACUGCAGGGUGUAUCUUCAGCCUUGUCUUGGCAUGCACUUCCACCUGUGUUACAAACACUGCCAGGUUACCCCCCCAGGCCUCCCUUCCCCCCAACUUGUACAUGCCAAAAUAAGUGUUUCAAGGUAGUACUUUUGUCACUUAGAAAGCAGAAAGGCAUUAUUAGUGUGUUUUUUCUUUAAUUUAUUUGUCUUUUUCUAGAAAGAUUGCUUUGUGGGUGAGACCCGCACAUCCAAAGAAUUUAAAAGUCGUUUAAUGUUUAAAAGCACUGGCAUUUGUGAGAGAUUUUGCUGAGUUUUUCUUUUCCUUCGCCAUUCGCACGGGUAGCGCAAGCAAGCAGCAGGCGCAGGCCUUGGGAGAAAAGCUGACUUGAAUCUGGAAACCUUGCUCACGGAAAGGCCUCUGCGGCGGGCCAGGGGGCUCGGAGCGGCUCGGGGUGGGGGCCACCACAGGUCACCUGCUCCCCAGCCAGGGCCCGCAGGCAGGGAUGGGAUGGGGUCCCUGGGGCACAGCCGGGUCCCCCGGGAAGCUGCAGCUUCUCCCAGGCUCAGGCAGCAGCAGCACCGCAGAGCCCCGGCUGCGGGUGGGUGCGGAGGGACCUGUGCUGGGUCCCUGCGAGGGGCACCGAGCCUGCCUGGGCUCCCCGCGGCUCCAGGGGGGAACAGGGCAGUUUGGAGUUGAAAAGCCAAAAAAAAAAAAGGAAAGAGUAAGGACAAUGAUACUUCCGCAAAGCUGAUGAUGGCAUCAUGGCACAGAGAAUAGGAUGCCACUCACUCGUGUUUUAUUUUGCAUAAAGACUAGAUUCUGGUUCAGCUAAAUGUUGUGUACUGACACGGUUUGUGAUGGCUGUAAAUAUUUCCUUUCCAGUGCAGUAGCUGAGCCCCAGGUGUACCUUGUUUUCCUUUGAGGGGAUAGUGAAGGGGUUGAGGGAGGGAAGGACAAGGGCAGGGCCUGAGCUUUUGGUCAGAAGUUACACUUCCUAGGUACAUUUUUAUACUUCAAGUAUUGAAAUGGGGCAAUAAAGACACUCUGAAUGAAGGAUCAUUAAAUGAUCUGUUGGUGGGCAUUGGCUCAGUGUCUGCUUUUAAUCCAGGAGCUAAUGCUGUGCAAUGAGUUCUGCUUCACGUGAAGGGGGAGGCAAUGUCAGCCUGUGAAUCAGCAUGAGCCAUCGAGCACUGGACAAACUGUGCUCAGGGACCCGCGGUUUCCUGUCCUGUUCCGGUAGUUUGGUUUUUCACGGAAUGUUCUGCAUUUACUGCACUUGCUGCAUCCUCACCGUGGGGCCGCGCUGGUCGCGUAGCGCGGCCCGAGCAGCGGAGAAUGCGCGGUUCUGCCAUCCCGGUGCCCGGGCAGCGGAGAAUGCGCGGUACAGCCAUUCCGGUGCCCGGGCAGCGGGGAAUGCGCGGUUCUGCCAUCCCGGUGCCCGGGCAGCGGGGAAUGCGCGGUACAGAAUGCGCGGUUCUGCCAUCCCGGUGCCCGGGCAGCGGGGAAUGCGCGGUUCUGCCAUUCCGGUACCCGGGCAGCGGGGAAUGCGCGGUACAGAAUGCGCGGUUCUGCCAUCCCGGUACCCGGGCAGCGGGGAAUGCGCGGUACAGAAUGCGCGGUUCUGCCAUCCCGGUGCCUGGGCAGCUGUGAGCGCACCCCGCCCGCAGUGCGGGACCCCCGCACCCCGCCCUGCCCCGGCCCCGCCGCAGAGACGGCGCCGGAGACAAUCACAGGUCCCAGCUCCGCAGGGGUAGGAAACCUUCCCAGAGCAAGCGGGAGUUCUUCCAGAGCAACGGAACAAAACCAAAAAAAAAAAAAAAAAAAAAAAAAAAAAAAAAAAAAAAAAAAGAAAGAAAAAAGAAAAAUAACGAAAACGAAGCGAAGAUUUUGCUAAAGCCCUUUGCUGCCAUCUUUAGUUCGCCCAUUAGGAAGCAGCAGUAGUUUAUGCGUUGCAUCUGCAUUUCAGACUAAGUGAUUAUUGUACCUAAUUAUGGUUGAUUGCUGAUAUUUCCUCACUCUCUCUCUUAGUCAAGCGCUUCUUCUGUAUUUUUGUGUGUAGCGAUGACAAGUGCAGUGCGCUAGGCAUUGCCCUGGGUUGGGUAUGAGUAUCUCCUGUACUGCGUUAAGAUUUCCUUAAGUUACUUUUUUUAAGCUUUGCUACUGUUCUCACUUUAUGCCGUGCAAUAUCAUCUGCUGUGUUUGCUAAGCAAAAAAAAGAAAAAAGAAAAAAAAAAGAGAAAAAGUAAAAAAAAAAAGAAAAAAGCAAGUGAUGAUGUCAUCAUGCUUUUCAGUGUUACAAUGUUUCAGCGUUACAAUGUUUCAGCGUUUAUGUAGUCACAAAAAUGUAGUAAAUAAAAGGUUGGAUUUUCCAGCACUUUAAAUUUA